Pestalotiopsis fici W106-1 is the source of this 720-nucleotide messenger RNA. RefSeq lists its product as uncharacterized. The coding region runs from base 1 to 720 and encodes 239 amino acids. NCBI's taxonomy places the organism in Eukaryota, Fungi, Ascomycota, Sordariomycetes, Amphisphaeriales, Sporocadaceae. The record is from RefSeq and is a predicted model, not a curated record. The transcript is spliced from 3 exons.
AUGUCAGAAACCCACAGCAAAACGUGUAUGAAGGAGACGAAUAAGCCCGCGGGAAAUCUCACCUCUCUCCCAGCGGAACUCCGGCUGCUCAUCUAUGGACACUUGUUCCGUCGGACCAAGCACGUCGUCGUGGCUUCUGGCGGCUACGCCGACAAGGCAAGAGAGUACGACGACAAGAACAAAAGCAACAGGACCUGGCCGAUCCUCUUGACCUGCCGUGGUCUACACGACGAGGCCUGGACGUCGUAUUGGUCUCACGCUCGUGUCAAGGCAUAUGUUACGUGGCGUCAGCUUCCAGAGGCUUUACCUCCCUCGACACCCUUGUCGCGAGUUCGACACCUCAGUCUCCGAAUCCACACGCUCAGCGCGCGCUGGGACCAGAUCCUCCCGGAUCUGGAGCAGACCGUUCCAAACCUGCAGACCCUCGUGAUUCGCGACGAGGAUCUAUACCUCGAGCCGGAGCACUGGCUUGAACUUUUCGGCGGCUCCUCCUCCUCCUCUUCUUGCUCUUCAUCAUGCGCUUUUCCCGCGGAAACGAUCAAGGCACGACAGGAGCGAGCCCAGAAAAUCUACCACGAGAUUAUAGCACCCAAGAUGACGACGACGACACCCACCACACCGGAAGCCAUGUCGAAACAAGAAGAGACCGGUCCACCAUCUCCAAGCUGCGGUCGCGAGACGUGCUCCGAGACGCAGCGGCGUGGCCUCGUCAUCGUGUAG